ACUUCCCCGGGGACAGCAUCCUCACACGUACUGUCAUAAUGGAGGUCGCGCUGGAAUGCAAUUAUCAGAAUGCUCUGGGCCUGUUGAGAUCUCGGAAACGAAAAGGCCGGCCUACAAAAGUCGCAGAUCGUCUUCCAAACAGAGACACGGGAAUUCACUUGGGGAUACUGAGUCUCUAUGGCAUGGGAGAUUGGUUGCGAAUACUAGGCCAUUCUGACAGCGUAGUCAACAGCCUCAACGUCGUACAUAUCGCAGGAACUAAAGGCAAAGGAAGUACCUGCGCUUUCACUCGCUCCUUCCUUCGUACACACGGGGCAAGGACAGGCUUCCCCCAAAAGAUCGGGCUAUACACAUCCCCCGAUCUGCGCUAUAUCCGAGAAAGAAUCCAAAUCAACGACCAGCCAAUCACGGAACAGCAAUUCGCGCAGUACUUCUUCGAGGUAUAUGAAAAGCUUAUAGACCCCUACCUGACUGAAGAAGAAUCACCUGCACAGCCACGGUAUCUCCAGUUGCUGGCCCUACUGGCCUUCCAUACUUUCAUCAGAGAAGGGGUGGAUGCAGCGAUAUUUGAAACACACUCAGGAGGAGAAUACGAUGUCACAAACGUGGUCCAAAAACCCGUCGUGACCGGAAUCACCUCCCUUGGAUUCGACCACGUCAUCCAACUAGGCCAAAACCUCGACAGCAUUGCCUGGCAUAAAGCGGGGAUCUUCAAGGCCGGAAUACCUGCCUUCUCCGUCCCACAGGAUGAACCCGCCGCUGAAGUCCUAUACGAGCGCUCCAUCGAGAAAGGAACCACCGUCACCUUCGUCCCUGUUAACAAGUCUCUCCCCAUGGAUGCAAAGAACCUCAGCGUUCCAGUACAGCGCGUGAACUGCUCCUUGGCCCUGGAGCUGGCCAGAACAUUCAUCAAAUCGAAAGCCCCGCACCAAACAUUAGAAACAUGCGACAUCAUCCGCGGCAUCGACGAUUUCCAAUGGAUGGGACGAUUUGAAAUCAUACAAGAUGAAAUGAACACCUGGUUCUUGGACGGGGCACACAAUACCAUGAAGGACCUCGCCCGGGCGCUUUCCAAACAUAAAACGAUCCCAGAUCGUGUUAUCAUCACGACGAAUCAACCGAGAUUGGAUGGGACAUCGAGAUUUGACAAAAAUGUCAAAAUACCCAAAGUACCUUUCUCCGAACUAUAUUCUGAUUAUGCUUCCCGCUGGAAACGACCAACAGUCGAGGGGGCCAUACUACUCGCCAAAGAAAUCAGUAAUCAGAGACGUGGAGCGCAGAUUCUCGUGACGGGUAGUAUACAUUUGGUCGGCGGUGCACUUGAUAUUCUGCGACCGCAGCCUUAG
Messenger RNA from Aspergillus sclerotioniger CBS 115572, 1346 nucleotides. RefSeq names its product putative tetrahydrofolylpolyglutamate synthase. The coding region runs from base 39 to 1346 and encodes 435 amino acids. Gene Ontology annotation, biological process: tetrahydrofolylpolyglutamate biosynthetic process. Gene Ontology annotation, cellular component: cytoplasm; mitochondrion; cytosol. Gene Ontology annotation, molecular function: ATP binding; tetrahydrofolylpolyglutamate synthase activity. The transcript is spliced from 6 exons. The record is from RefSeq and is a predicted model, not a curated record. NCBI's taxonomy places the organism in Eukaryota, Fungi, Ascomycota, Eurotiomycetes, Eurotiales, Aspergillaceae.